AAAAAAAAAAAAAAAAAAAAAAAAAAGCCCGGCAACUCUAUCUUCUCACUUCCUGUUUCCUCCACUUCCUUCACCUCUCACUGCACACACAUACAAAAAGAACAGCCAACGACAGCUUUUACAAAAGGAAAUAUAAAUAAUACAUUAUGCCCAUGGCGAAAUCUAGAACCCAAAUUCUGAUCAUAGGAGGCGGACUGGGAGGACUCGUCCUCGGGAUUUUGCUCCAGCGCGCAGGGAUCGAUUAUCUGAUCCUCGAACAGAGUGUGCUCAUCCGACCUAUCGGCAGCAUCAUCGUCCUCAGUUCCAUGGUCCUCCCCCUGAUGGAACAGCUGGGCAUCCUAGAGGAGAUCGAGCGGCUGGCGAUACCUCUGGCAGACAUCACGGUCCAUCGCAGCGACCUCUCUGUCGUCGGCAGGCUCCACUGCAGCGACAGGGUCAUCGACUAUAAACAACGGUUCGGAUAUUACGACCAAUGUAUCUCACGACCAGACCUAUACAACAUCCUGCUAUCCCGGAUUCCAAAAGACCGUCUGAAACUUGGGAAACGGUUUGUGAACUUGCAACACGUCCACAACAGCGAGACGGGGGCGGAUCAGGUCAAGGUCAGGUGUUCGGACGGGACGUAUUACCAUGCGGACAUCCUCGUGGGGGCGGAUGGGUCGUCCAGUGCGGUGCGGCAGAGUCUGUUCCGGCAACUGAAGGAGGAGGGGACGUUACCGAAGGUCGAUCAGGAGGAGCAACAGUAUCGGCAGGUCUCGUUGCUGGGGGUGACAAACCCGUUGAGUCCGAAGAAGCAUCCGGACCUGGGCAAGAGCUCCUCGCACUUUAAGGUGGUCCUGGGCAAGAACUCUCCGUACAUGUGCUGGUUCAUGCCCAUUCCUGGACAGAGGUACAGCUGGCUCGUUACAAAGACAUUGGAGGUACCGGUGACGAUCACUAGCAACAACUCGGAGUGUGUAGACUGGGGGCCUGAUGCGACAGACGAAAUGAGCAAGGCCGUACGCCAUCUGCAAGGGCCCGAUGGGGGCACGGUAGGGGACCUGAUCGACAACAGCGAGCGGCAGCUGAUCUCGAAGGUCAUGCUGGAGGAGCGGAUAUUCAGGACCUGGUACGGAGGCAGGACGGUGCUCAUCGGAGACGCAUGUCAUAAGUUUGUACCAUUCACCGGCAAGGGGGCAAGCGAAUGCAUGCUUGAUGCCGUCGUCUUAGCCUCGCUCCUCUAUGACGUGCCGUCCUUCACCAACCUUGACAACAUCCACGAGGUCUUUCGGACCUACUACCAAUUGAGGGCAGCCGGCGCCAAACAGGCCGUCGAUAUCUCCAGCCAGUUCGGGUCUUUGCUCAUCCGGGACGGCUGGUCUGGGGAGCUGAUGCGGAGGAUGGUCUUUGGGCUUGCCACGACAGCCUGGGGUCGGGCUGCGUUGGACAAGUCGCAUUACAAUCGGAUCCAGGCUAGCUUUCUACCGCCGGUGGCCGACAGAGGGAGUGCGCCUGCUCGGCCACAUGUGGCGGCGAAGAAGGGGGUGGUGGAGGAAGAUCAGGCGAGGGCAGAGUAUGUGUCGGACCAUGCUCGGGUGGACGAGUUCUUUACAGGGCAUAAUGAUCUAUCUUUGCAUUGAAAGAAGAGUCUUUAUGAUGUCCUUUGUUUUACUUCGAGUGGACGAAUAAAAGCAAUGUCCCCUGUUCUCGC
Gamsiella multidivaricata is the source of this 1690-nucleotide messenger RNA. RefSeq lists its product as uncharacterized. The record is from RefSeq and is a predicted model, not a curated record. The transcript has 6 exons. The coding region runs from base 147 to 1619 and encodes 490 amino acids. Lineage: Eukaryota; Fungi; Mortierellomycota; Mortierellomycetes; Mortierellales; Mortierellaceae. Gene Ontology annotation, molecular function: FAD binding.